CAUUUGGAUCCAUCCUCUUGGAAAGUAGAAUAUUCUAUCAUUUAUUUCAGUUUUAAAAGAAGGGAUGGGAAUUAAUUUUCUGCUCCAUUGUGAGGCAAAAUCCCCAGUCUGUCUACAAAAUAUAAUGUGUUUAGAUGGCACUACAUGAAAGCUAAUAACAACCUCUCUGUUUCUUCCCUGAAGAUUUAACGGGACUAAAUGGGCCAACAGAAUCUAACAUUGUUGACAGAAUUCAUUCUGAUGGGAGUCACAAGGUGGCCUGAGCUGCAGGUUCCCCUGUUUUGGAUCUUCCUCAUCAUCUACACAGUCACAGUGGUGGGCAAUCUGGGUAUGAUCAUCUUGACCCAGGUGGACUCCCGCCUACACACACCUAUGUAUUUUUUUAUCAAACACCUGGCUUUCAUUGACCUUGGUAAUGCUACUGUCAUUUGUCCCAAGAUGCUGGUAAAUUUUGUUGUAGAUCAAAAUACCAUUUCCUAUUGUGCAUGUGCCACACAGUUGGUUUUCUUCCUUACGUUCGUAAUCAAUGAACUUUUCAUCUUGUCGGCCAUGGCCUAUGACCGUUAUCUGGCGAUCUGUAACCCUUUGCUCUACAGUGUGAUCAUGUCCCAGAGACUUUGUCAUGUGCUGGUAGGCAUUCCAUACCUCUACAGCACUUUGCAGGCUCUAAUGUUCACUGCCAGGAUUUUUACAAUGACCUUCUGUGGCUCUAACGUCAUCAGUCAUUUUUACUGUGAUAGUGUUCCCUUGUUACGUAUGCUCUGCUCAAAUGCAAGAGAAAUAGAAUUGUUGAUCAUACUAUUUUCAGCAUUGAAUUUGAUCUCUUCCCUCCUGGUAGUCCUAGUGUCCUACAUACUCAUUCUGAUAGCCAUAUUUCGAAUGCAUUCUGCAAAGGGCAGGAAAAAAGCUUUCUCUACAUGUGGCUCUCAUCUGACAGUGGUAGUUGUAUUCUAUGGGUCUCUACUGUUUACGUACAUGCAGCCCAAAUCCACUCAUUCCUUUGACACUGAUAAAAUGGCCUCUGUGUUUUACACUUUAGUGAUCCCCAUGCUGAACCCAUUGAUCUACAGCUUAAGGAACAAAGAGGUAAUAAAUGCCUUCCACAGAGUCUUUAAGAAUCAGUGUAAACUUUGUAUCUAAUAUUUAAUAUAGAAUGUUGUUCUAAUAAACUAUGAU
Messenger RNA from Diceros bicornis minor, 1176 nucleotides. RefSeq names its product olfactory receptor 8K5-like. Lineage: Eukaryota; Metazoa; Chordata; Mammalia; Perissodactyla; Rhinocerotidae. Gene Ontology annotation, cellular component: membrane. Gene Ontology annotation, biological process: G protein-coupled receptor signaling pathway; sensory perception of smell. Gene Ontology annotation, molecular function: olfactory receptor activity; G protein-coupled receptor activity; odorant binding. The transcript has a single exon. The record is from RefSeq and is a predicted model, not a curated record. The coding region runs from base 199 to 1140 and encodes 313 amino acids.